This is a messenger RNA of Hipposideros armiger (great roundleaf bat), 1975 nucleotides long. It is a transcript of the gene TMOD2, whose product is annotated as tropomodulin 2. The record is from RefSeq and is a predicted model, not a curated record. Gene Ontology annotation, biological process: actin filament organization; pointed-end actin filament capping; myofibril assembly. The transcript has 9 exons. NCBI's taxonomy places the organism in Eukaryota, Metazoa, Chordata, Mammalia, Chiroptera, Hipposideridae. Gene Ontology annotation, molecular function: tropomyosin binding. Gene Ontology annotation, cellular component: cytoskeleton; striated muscle thin filament; myofibril. The coding region runs from base 73 to 1128 and encodes 351 amino acids.
UAGUAUUCUGAAGGCUCAGGAAGCUGGCCUGUUCAGAUGUUCAUGGCCCAUGAGAAAGGCGUAUAAGAAACCAUGGCACUCCCUUUUCAAAAAGAGUUGGAGAAAUAUAAGAACAUCGAUGAAGAUGAGCUUCUUGGCAAACUCUCAGAAGAGGAACUGAAACACUUGGAAAAUGUUCUUGAUGACCUAGAUCCUGAGAGCGCGCUGCUGCCAGCUGGAUUCCGACAGAAAGACCAGACCCAAAAAGCGGCCACUGGCCCAUUUGACCGCGAGCACCUCCUCAUGUACCUGGAGAAGGAGGCUUUGGAACAGAAAGACAGGGAAGACGUUGUACCCUUCACUGGAGAAAAGAAAGGGAGAGUCUUUAUCCCCAAAGAAAAGCCCAUAGAAAUUCGUAAAGAAGAAAAAGUGACCCUUGACCCGGAACUGGAAGAAGCUUUGGCCAGCGCCUCUGACACUGAACUCUACGAUCUUGCAGCUGUCCUUGGAGUGCACAAUUUGCUCAAUAAUCCAAAGUUUGAUGAAGAAACAGUCAACACUAAAGGUGGCAAAGGGCCUGUGAGAAAUGUGGUCAAAGGCGAAAAGGUCAAGCCUAUAUUUGAGGAACCACCCAAUCCCACCAAUGUGGAAGCAAGUCUGCAGCAGAUGAAAGCCAAUGAUCCCAGCCUGCAAGAAGUCAAUCUCAACAACAUUAAGAACAUUCCAAUUCCAACCCUGAAGGAAUUUGCUAAGGCUCUGGAGACUAAUACUCACGUAAAGAAGUUCAGCCUGGCUGCAACCCGCAGCAAUGACCCUGUGGCAAUUGCUUUUGCAGAUAUGCUGAAAGUAAACAAGACCUUGAAAAGUUUAAACAUAGAGUCCAAUUUUAUAACUGGAACUGGGAUCCUGGCCCUGGUAGAGGCACUGAGAGAAAAUGACACCUUGACGGAGAUAAAGAUUGACAACCAGAGACAGCAGUUGGGAACAGCCGUAGAGAUGGAAAUUGCUCAGAUGCUCGAGGAGAAUUCAAGGAUCCUCAAGUUUGGAUAUCAGUUUACGAAGCAAGGGCCACGAACAAGGGUGGCAGCUGCCAUCACAAAGAAUAAUGACCUGGUUCGUAAAAAGCGAGUUGAAGGAGACCGAAGGUAAAUUUCUAGAACAAGAUAUGAAGUUUCACCGGCAACCAUUUAAAAACAAAAACUUUUCUCCUUCCCCUUCGGGACCAUUUUAUCAAAGGUCAUUGAUUUCCGUUAACCACACAACUAAUAAUUUAAUUGUUACUCUUUUUUAGCACUAAUUAUUUAUCUUGGAUUUUUUAAUAUAUACAAUUGUUUUAUUUGCUCAUGGGCACCUCUGGCACUUGUACCAGUGGAUUUAUGCCGAUCUUACUAGGUGACAACAAUCGAAAAUGAUAUAACCACUUUCAUAUUGGGUUGUCUUGCUUUCCUUACAUGAAUUUUUUUUAACCACUGAGAGGAAUCAAGUAUAUAAGUAUGUUUGUAACUGUGAUUAUGAUAGAGGCCUAUCUCUGUUUACAUGCAUAGCUUUGAGUUAGGCUAAAUACAUCAGAAGUGUUGAAGUUAGUAUUGCCAAUCUUUCACUGGGUGAGAAAAUGUGACCAACUUAGCAUAAAUUCUCUGUUAGUUCCAGAAAUAGCACUAAAUGCACAUGCCCCACUGAUCAGAGAUCAUUAGUGUCAUCAUAAAAGCAAGACAACAUUAUGAUACUUUAAAACAGCCUUAGCAAAUAAGUAUAAGUGUUCAUUAACCCACAAAUAUAGCUUCAAGCCAGACUUACAGGUGGCAAAAUGAAUUAGCACAGCUACCUUAAUUGAUUAUUCAUCAUAGAUUUAAUCUUUAACAUGACUCUCAAUGAUAACUUUUUACAAAGCUGUUUUAAAGAUUUCCAGACACGAUGGGAAACUUUUAAAUUUUGGUAAGAGGGAGGCUUUUAAAACAGUACAUUCCUAAAUAAAACAACAAUAAUUACACCUUAA